UUGAUGAUGUCAGAUUCAUCACUGCUGUGAGUUUUCUACUUGACAAAAUCCAACAAAUCUCGAAAUCAACGGUGGCAGAAUGGGAGGAGGAGAUCUGAACUUGAAAAAGAGCUGGCAUCCACAGACUCUGCGCAAUGUUGAGAAAGUGUGGAAAGCAGAGCAGAGACAUGAAGCAGAGAAAAAGAAAAUCGAGGAACUGCAAAAGGAGCUGCGAGAUGAGAGGGCUCGAGAGGAGAUGCAAAGAUAUGCUGAAGACACAGGAGCCGUGAAAAAGAAAGAUGAAAAGCUCGAUUGGAUGUAUCAGGGUCCAGGCGGCAUGGUGAAUCGUGACGAAUACCUGCUAGGUCGUCCUGUGGAUAAAUUCAUCCUUGAUAAAAUGCAAGAACCAGAAUCUGGCCCUUCUACUGAGACUGGACUUCUACCAGGGUCCAUAUUUAAUACAUCAUCUGCUAGUUCAUCUCUGGACAUUGCAAACAAGAUACGUGAGGACCCACUUUUUAUGAUCAGGAAGAAAGAAGAUGAGCAAAAACGAGAGGUUCUGAAAAAUCCAGUCAAGAUGAAGAAGAUUAGAGAAUUGCUGCAGACCAGCCUGGAGAAGAAAAGCAAGAAGAAAAAGAAGGAAAAAAAGAAGAGGAGAAAGGCGAGAAGAACUAGCUCCAGUAGUGAAGAGAAGAGUAGCAGUGAAGAAGAAGACCGGAGAAGGAGCAGGUCUCACAAGAACUGCCCAGAGUCUCCCCCAGCUCGCAACAGAAUGCCUGGCUAUGGACUGCAGAUCCGAGAAUCAAGUAAAAGUGGCAGUCGUAGAAAUGAAACAGAGCAAGACAGACACCGCGGCCACUCAAGUCCCCACCGAUCAAACACUGAGAGCAGGCCUAAGACGGAUGGGAGACACAGUAAACCACAUAGAAGCCCUUCCCCUCGCAAAGAGGAGAAUUAUAGGAGACAACGGACGUCUGGCUAUACCAGGAAGCUCUCUGCAGAAGAACUAGAACGGCGGAGAUUAGAAAUGAUGGAGGAUGCCAAGAAGAGGGAAGUAGAGAGAGAGUGUAAUGUGCGCAGGUAUAAGCAAGAGGAACAGAAGGAGCAAGAAAAGGACCAGCAGAGGAAGGAGAGCAAAUUCUUACACAACAUGAAGCUAGAGAGUGCAGCUACUUCCUCUCUGGAGGAUCGAGUCAAACGAAACAUUCAUGCAAUCCAACGUACAUCUGUAGCAUUGGAAAAGAACUUCAUGAAACGAUAACUGCAAAACAGUGUGUUCUCUGGAGCUCACACAUCUCUUUACAGUGACUUUCCUCCAAGAGAUGUAGCUCUCCAUAUCAUUACUCUUCUUAAUUUGUGACCUUGAGGCGCCUUAUCCAAAUAGUUAAGAAACAGGGGUGUGGAACUGCACUGAAUCCCCAUGGUGAUGUGAAUCUGGGUGCAACCAGGCUGGUCCCAGUACCAAGAACCAAUUGCUUGAUAGAACAAAAAAUAGAAAGAGGUCCAGGCACUCCAGGAUUCAAAGAAAUCCUGCCAAAUCA
Molecule: messenger RNA, 1520 nt
Organism: Pelobates fuscus (common spadefoot toad)
Lineage: Eukaryota; Metazoa; Chordata; Amphibia; Anura; Pelobatidae
Gene: CWC25
Product: CWC25 spliceosome associated protein homolog
Exons: 10
Coding region: 80-1240 (386 amino acids)
Biological process (GO): mRNA splicing, via spliceosome
Cellular component (GO): U2-type spliceosomal complex
Source: RefSeq, a predicted model, not a curated record